AUGAGAUCAUCCACCUCAAGAAGAGUCUUCAGGCUCAGAAGUCCGAAGGAAAGGAUGAAAGCCAAACUACGGCGUCUGGAGGAGGACAAAACUAAGAAAGACAAGCAAAUAGAACAGCUGCUGGAUCCCACCAAGGGACCAGAGUACACACUGAGUCUGGUGGACAAGAAACACCAGGGGAGCCUGGUUGUUAAUGGACUGAAACAGAGAAUCCUGAAGCUGGAACAGCAGUGUAGAGAGAAAGAGAACACUGUGACUAAACUGCAGAGUGAGCUGCAGACCACUAAUCUGGAGGAGUUGAAGAUCACAGUGGAGACCUACUUUGAGGAGAUUCAGAGACUAAGGAUGAUAUUGGACGCAACAGAGAAAAGCAGUAGAACAGAGAGUAAAGGUUCUCAGAGGAAGCAGAGGGUUCUAAGCUCUACGGUUCUGCGUCUAUCAGAGAACCUGAAACAGCUACAGCAGGAGAACCACACACUGAGAGAGGAACUCAACACAGACAGCCCAGCCAGCGGGCUGAAAGCCUACAAAGACUGGAGCAAACAGAGAGUGUUCAGGAGACUGGUGGAACUGGAGACGAGGUUAGAGGAGGUGAGGAGUGCCCCGGCCAGGAGGAGUGGGGUGGACAGACUAGUCCAGACUGACCAACUCACCACACCCACGGAGACAGGGGUUGCUACGCUGCCGGGGAUAACCACCGUAACAACAGAAGGGGGCGUUGCAGCGGUAAACAACCAACAGGAAGGGGAGGGGUUUGUCCGUCUGAAGGGGUGUGUCAGACAACUGGAGCAGGAGAAGGCGGAGCUACAGGAGACGCUAACCGAUAGAGAACAGGAGCUGAGACGACUGAUGGCUGAAAGAGAGCAGGAAGAGAAAGAGACGGAGAGGAGGAAGAACGAACAAAGGAGUGAACAUGAGAAGGAAACACAACUCUACCAACUGGAGAUAGAACAGCUGACCGUGAAGAUACAAUCUCUGGAGGAGGAGAAGAAGAGAUGGACUGAAGAAGAACAGAGAGAGAGGGAAGAACAGAACCAGGAGAACCGGAAGGAGAACCCAGAAGGGAGGGAGGAGAAGGAAAGGGCAGCUAGGGUGAUCCAGAGAGAGUGGCUGGAGCACAGAGAAAGGGACACAGUGUUGAUCCAGUCAGCAAUAAGAGGACAUCUCCUCAGACAGAGCCAGAUAGCUCACCUCCGAGACACACACACCAGCACUCUCAACAAGAAUAGCCAAUCACAGAGUGGCAGUGAUGUUACCUCCUGUGUGGAGGAUGGGGAGCUGGUUGCCGUGACGCUGAUCCAGUCUGUGUUCCGAGGUCACCUGACACGCAGCAGACUAAUGACGGAGAGCUCUGAGCCUCCAGCCCCUCCUCCCUGUGGACCCACACCAGCUCCUAGAAGAGUCCCCUCUGUCCCUUCAACACACACUCCCAGCAACACAGCCCUUCCAGGCAGUGAUGUAGAUGAAGAUGUAACGGAGCUGAGUGAGGAAGAUCCCUGGCCUGUCUCUAACAUACUGUCCAACAGGAGGAGACUCACACCAGCCCAACUACAGCUCCAUCCACCUCCAGACUCCAAGGUUUCCAAGGCGAUGGACUCUGAGGAUUCCGACGAUGACAUCAUCGUGUCUCCAUCUCGUCUCGUGGGAAGGAGAGAAGAAAUCUACUUCUAGACCAGAGCAUUGCAUUAUGGGAUAUGAAGUGUGUGUGUGUGUGUGUAGCUGGGUAUGCAGGCUUUUACUCCAGCCCUACACCAGAUUCAAUCAAGGUCCAGAGGACAUGCUGAUAAGUAGAACCAAGUAUGUUUUGGUAGUGCAGGGCUGGAACGAAGUCAUGCACAUGCAGUAGCUCUCCGGAAGGGGAGUGGUUGUUGGUGUCAGGGCUGUAAUAAUAAUAAUGAUGAUAAUAAUAAUGAUAAUCCUGCACAUAUCCAGGAGGGUUGCUUGGCCAGCUCUCCGCCCAAUAAAUCUCUGUUCUGAUACCGAUCGUUUUUUAUGUUGCCAAAGUGCCUGAGUGCUGUAUAUAGAUUAUUGAUGGUCAUAAACAAAGUUAUAAAUCAUGGAGUUUAUUGGAGAUUGAGCGACUUUUAAUUCAUGUCUAUCAAUAGAAACACUGCUGAUUCAAACUGUGAACUUAUCAUCAUAAUCUACUGCAAUAUGACGCUCAGAGGAGAGUGUGCGCGCGUGACUGGUAGGGAUUUUGUGUUGUUGUUAUCGUGCCUUGAGUUGUGUUUUUUAUAAUAGCUGUAAUCCAUGAACAUAAUGUUUUAUCUGAUUAAAUGAGUAUCUUUCCUUGUAUCGUAAAACA
Messenger RNA from Salmo salar (Atlantic salmon), 2305 nucleotides. NCBI's taxonomy places the organism in Eukaryota, Metazoa, Chordata, Actinopteri, Salmoniformes, Salmonidae. The record is from RefSeq and is a predicted model, not a curated record.